AGAACCUCUGCUGGCGCUGCCAGCUCCACGUUCUGGUUCUGGUUCUGCCACAGGACUCCUGGGUCCACAGCAGGUGUUUAACUCCUCAGUUGUUCAGGCUGUGUAUCAGAACCCGGGUCAGAAACAGAACUGGAUCCAGGACGACCUCAGUCUGGCCCGACGCUGCUCUCUGCUGCCACCUGGAGGCCCAGCUCCAAACGGGACAGACGAUCCGAUUGGUCGUGUGUCAGUGGUCAGGUGUUUCUGCUGCUGCCACUCGCUCCUGCGCCGCCCCCUGCUGGACGCAGAGGGAACUGCAGCUACAACUGCAGUUCUGCUGAGUUCUGGUUCUGGAUGUUUAUGUGCCUGGACCAGAAGUCUUCGGCAGGCACCAGGAAGUGAGUGUUGCUAUGGAGACAGUAAGGCUGCUUCCUGAUCAGCUCAGAUCUGACUGAGCUCUAAGGGUUAAUUAGGGCUGAGAGGAAGAGGAGGACGAAGAGGAGGAGGAGGAAGAGUCGCGCAGCGGCUCCGUCAGUCGGUCGAAACCAGCUGAGGAAGAGGAGGAAGCCGCUUCUUCAGCUGCGGUCAUGUGACUUCAGAGAGGAUGUCUAGUCUUGAGCGAGCUUCCAGUGGACGGCAGGUGUAGGAGAGGCAAAGGAUCAUGGGAGAUGGAGGGCCCUUGCAGACAGAGGGGAACGCUCUCCUCAAAGCUGUGUUCCAGGGAAAGCUACGCCUUGCCCGGCUGCUGCUGGAGGGCGGAGCCUACAUCAAUGAAGGCAAUGAACGGGGAGAGACACCCAUCUCCGCCGCCUGCCUGGGGAGCUAUGACGACCCGCAGACCCGCCAGAGGAUGGUCCGCUACCUGCUGGAGAAAGGCGCUGACCCCAACAUCCCAGACAAGAGCGGCCGCACAGCGCUAAUGCAUGCCUGCGCCGAGCGGGCAGGGCGAGAGGUGGUGGCCCUGCUGCUGGAGAACGGGGCAGACCCCAGCCUCAGAGACUAUGCCGGUGCCUCCGCCUUGGUCCAUGCCAUCAACAGGGGAGACCGCGACACGCUGCAGGUGCUGCUGGACGCCUGCAAGGCCAAAGGCAAGGAGGUGAUCAUUAUCACCACUGACACAUCUCCAUCGGGCACCAAGAAGACCAAGCAGUACCUGAACUCGCCACCCUCGCCUGGCAUCGUGGACAAACUAUCCCCUGCUUGCAUGUCACCUUCAGAAGUGGAGAUCGGCACUGCGUCACCUGCAGGGGACAGGACCAAUGACAAGGAGGGAAUCUUCAGCUUUGCGCUCACCUCGGCCUUACCACUGCCUUCGGCUCGGCCUCCAGGUGAGAAGCGGCCCCCACCUCGGAAGCUUCUGAAGAGGCUGAACUCGGAGCCCUGGGGCCUGGUGGCACCCUCGGUGCUGAGUGGAGUUCCUCCAGACCGACUGGACCCGGGUCUGGAGGAAGAGGGCAGUAGCGACCUGAGCAGAGCCACCGCCGAGAUGAACGGCCUAUCCAUCACGGGGCUGGUCCAGAAUCGGUUGUCACGACGACACAGCAUCGAGACGCACGACCCCUGCUCUCCCAAACCCAUCGACCGGUCCUGCUCCGAGGACUGCACUGGCCUCUCUGCCACGUCCUGGGCCGACAAGGUGCAGCAGCACCAGAUCCUGUACCGGAGAAACACCGCCCCUGAGCCCCAGGAGAACGCCGGGGGGCCUGGGGGUAUCCGGCUUCUGGUGCACCCUAAACUGAGCCGCAUGGAGCACUACGAGUCCGACACUCAUCUUUGUCCAGAGUCCAUCCCUGGAUCUCCGGACUCCGGGCGGGUGUCAGUGGAACGGCGACGGUAUAACGCCUCCCCAUUGUCCCUAGUGACCAGCUCAUCCAGGGAGUCUCUUGAGAACAUCCCCAACUCGGUGUCACCCAUCACCGUGCGCCGUCGGCCCCCAGGUCUGCUGGAACGCCGCGGGUCUGGGACGAUGCUGCUGGACCACAUCUCCCACACUAGGCCCGGUUUCCUGCCUCCUCUCAACAUCAACCCCCACAGACCCAUUCCUGACAUUCGUGCCAAUGGAAAACCCACCUCCCCCAUUCACAGUGGACACAAGAUCCUGGUCCCCAUGGCCCCGAUAUCUCCCAAGCGGGGCCCCGAAUUCAAGAUGAAGAAGAAGUUGAUGAGGAGGCACUCCAUGCAGACAGAGCAGAUGAAGCAGCUCUCCACCUUCCAGGAGAUCCUGGCUGAGAAGGUGGUUGAGUCCAAUGGGGACUGAUGACAGGAGGCAACAAAGCAUGAUGGGUAGCUGCUGAGUCCUAGCUGACACUAGGUCCUGGUGACUGAGGUGAUCUUUGUUUGACACCACCUGACUGGAUCAGUUCUGUUCACUGAGGUUUGGGCCAAAGUGACGGUUCUGAUCCAAUGGGAUGUUCCCUGAAGCCGAAUCAGAACUUUUCCCCAUCUAAAACAUCAAAUUGGAGGUGCGUUUGAUUCAGGGAUGGUCCUGUAUGACGACAUCUUGGUGCUGGGCACUCGACAACCAGGUGGAUCCUGAACCUCCAGGUGGGUCACAGGGACACAGUGGCCCCUACAGGACCAGAACCUUUCAGACCAAACCCUCCAAGAUCCAGCCAGUGGUCAACCCUGGGUUCUGGUGGCAUCUCUGCUGAGGUGUGGGGGCAUCUCAGAGAGUUAGGGAUGGUCCUCUAAAGACACACCAUCCAAAGCAUGGAGAACUGAAUGAACCUCCUCUCAUCACUGUAUUCUGGAUCAGAACCGUUCCUGUAAUGUAACCGGGUCGAUUUCUCUGAUGUGGAUGAUCUUCAGGACCUCUCCAACCAGGAUCAGAGGCUACAUGGCUGCAGGGAAGGUACUGAACUGCUCAGAAUCAGAUCUCAGCAAGAACCUGAGGAGUGUCUGAUGCAGGCGAGGUGAACCCUGACCCCUGAGGAUCAGAGGCACUUCUGGCACAGAACCAAACUCUACAAGAACUUUUUCUUUAACAACCUCAAACCAAGACAGAGCAACUAAACCCCCAAAUCGACUUGAUUUUGCUGAUAAACUCUCUAUAACCGGUUCUUAAGAGUUCUGUCUUUAUUUUUCUGUACAGAGAUUUUCAUGCAAAUUUGUUUAAUUCUGCAUUAUUUCUGUCUAAAGCAGUGUCAGUGCUGCCCUCAUUAGGCUGAAGGGUGGCUACUGCAGUUGAUUUUUCCUGUUGGUUCCAGCUUUACGUCACUCAGCUGGCAUCAGUGCUUACCCCUCCCUUAUCCCCACACUUGGCUCCGCCCACUUUGGUGGCAUUUUCAUAAAUUUGUCAGGGGGCGGGGCUUUGCUGUCUGUUAGUUACAUUUUAAAUCAGCCUGAAGGUGACGCUUUUUUGUUCAAACUGAAUGCUCCGAUCUUAUUUUAACGGUUUGCUGAUGUGGAAAGACUGACCCCUGGUGGUCACAGCAGCGUCAGCAACAGGUCUCUUGCAGGUUCAUGGAUCUCAAGUCAGUUUUCCUCUGCAGCUCAGUAAAUUAAAACUAAAUCUGACGCUUAUUUUAAUGAUUCAACUGAAAAAACUAACUUAUUUUACAGACUUUUUCCAGAUUGAUAUCAAAUAAUCUAUAUUUUAAGUGUUUCAGUUAAUGUAGAUGUUCUGGUUUAGUUGAAACCUGAAGUUCAAGUUCCGAGAAAAUCAGAUCAGACCAAUAAAUAAGGAACUUUUCUGAAAUGGA
Messenger RNA from Poecilia latipinna (sailfin molly), 3680 nucleotides. It is a transcript of the gene ankrd34a, whose product is annotated as ankyrin repeat domain 34A. Bases 641 to 2236 code for a protein of 531 amino acids. The transcript has 2 exons. The record is from RefSeq and is a predicted model, not a curated record. Lineage: Eukaryota; Metazoa; Chordata; Actinopteri; Cyprinodontiformes; Poeciliidae. Gene Ontology annotation, molecular function: protein binding.